GCUGACGCAAGGGGAUUCAGAGGGCCCGUGGUAGCGAACUGAGUGGACACUGGAAAGCAAUGAAGGCUAUGGGAACCGAAGGGAAGGUCCACCACUCACUCAGUGAUCUCAGGACGGACUGAAGCUAUAUUUCCAUACGUCAUUGAAUGUCAAGGAUUUGAACUACCUUGUUGAGGGUCGGCGUGGAAGACCUUUGGUGAUUGCUAAAUAUGAACGUGUACAGUAGCGGUUCUGGAAAGUGAAAGUCGCGUAAGAAUAUCCUUAUUGUUUGAACUUCGUAGAAAACCUGUUGGAAAGUCCAGUGAACGUUAUUUAACAGAAACCGUAUAUUCUUACUCAACCAAUUUACGCAAUAACAUUUAUCCUUUUAUUUCUGUAGCGGUACGAACGCGCUCUUCGUGUUGUGAUUCGGAGUAUAGGCUUGUGUUUUGUGGCUCAUCUUAACUUUAUAAUUUGGACCCAUUAUUAUAGUUUCAGUCGCUUAUUUUCAUCUUGAGUCGUCACCAGAAAUUCUAGGUUGUGUUGAAUUGGAUAAACACUAAAGAACUGUUUGACCAUGCUUCAAAAUGGUAAAGCCAAAGAGGAAAAGUCUUCAGAACUGUCACAGACCGGGGCUGCUGAACCUCAAACUCAACCAGGGACCGAGGAUGACACCGCGCAAAUGACGAAGACUGACUCCACACACUUUCCCAUGCCAGUUAAUCCUAAAGUGGAGAUAAAGCGCCAUGCGGUCACUGACGACUACAAGAUCUCAAGCCAGGUUUUGGGUUUGGGUAUCAAUGGCAAAGUCUUGCAGUGCUUCAACAAGAAGACCGGGGAGAAAUGCGCAUUAAAGAUACUGUAUGACAGUCCCAAGGCGAGGCGGGAGGUCGAGCUGCACUGCCGGGUGUGUGGAGGGCCCUACAUCGUGAGGAUCCUUGGCCUGUAUGAAAACAUGCACCAUGGGAAGAAGUGCCUUCUCAUCAUCAUGGAAUGCAUGGAGGGGGGAGAGCUCUUCAGCCGGAUCCAGGUUCGGGGAGAUCAAGCCUUCACUGAGAAAGAGGCGUCGGAGAUCAUGCGUGACAUUGGGACGGCCAUUGACUUCCUCCACCACAUGAACAUUGCACACAGAGACAUCAAACCAGAGAACCUGCUAUACACAAAGAAGGAGACCAACGCCGUGCUCAAGCUCACCGACUUUGGCUUUGCCAAAGAGACCACGUUGCACAACCCCUUGCAGACACCCUGCUACACACCAUACUACGUGGCGCCGGAGGUUUUGGGCCCGGAGAAGUAUGACAAGUCAUGUGACAUGUGGUCUCUGGGCGUGAUCAUGUACAUCCUUUUGUGUGGUUUCCCACCUUUUUACUCCAAUACGGGCCAAGCCAUCUCCCCAGGAAUGAAGCGGCGUAUUCGGAUGGGCCAGUACGAGUUUCCCAAGCCAGAGUGGACCGAUGUGUCCCAAGAAGCCAAAGACCUGAUCACUCAGCUGCUGAAGACAGACCCCACUGAGAGAAUGACCAUCACACAGUUCAUGAACCACCCAUGGAUAAAUCAAUCAAUGGCAGUCCCAGCAACACCUCUCCACACUUGCCGGGUCCUGAAUGAAGACAAAGCCACAUGGGAUGAUGUGAAGGAGGAGAUGACCUGUGCUCUGGCCACCAUGCGCGUGGAUUACGACCAGGUGACGCUCAAAGACCUGGACAUCUCUAACAACCCGCUGCUCAACAAGCGGCGCAAGAAGGCGGCCACCGGAGGCAAGGGGACCGUGUGCAACAGCCAGUAAUGCUGCAGGAGGAACGAGGAGCUAAAGGGAGGAGGAGGAGGAGGGAGGGGGAGACACUCCCUCAGGGACCCCUCCAGAGAGAGAGAGAGAGAGAAAGGGGCCCGGACGUGAAGGACGACAAACGAGAAUGAAGAAAAGAGGCCAAACUGUAAAAAUGUAGCCAUGCCUACAAACCCCAAAGGGGAGGCCCUUGACUGUAUAGUUCCCUUAUGGAAGCCAUUUGUUUUUUUAAUCGCCAUGACUGAGAACAGCUGCUAUCAGUAGCUGUUGAGCUGUUUUAUUUGUAUAGUGUGUAUGUGUGUGUGUGUGUGCGUGCGUGCAUGCGUGCGUGCGUGCGUGUGUGUGUGUGUGCCUGUGUCUGUGUCCAUAUGCAUCAGUAUUUGUGUGGCUUGUUUGCAAUGUUUUAUAUAUUUCAGCAGCUAAAGAAUGUGCUGGCAUGAUUUGGGGUGUCUGUGUGGGUGUGUGUUUCUAGUGUAUGUGUAUAAUGGCAUGCUAUGUUCAUGUCAUGCUAUGGGACAGUUUAUUCCUUCUACACAUCAUGAAACAGUCACUCAUCCUCUCGCUCUCUCGUCAGCUCACCCCUCACUGUGUGUGUCAAAAGCAAACCUUUAGACCAACAAUGAUGAGUCUUUUGAAUGUCUGAAGAUACACAUAUACAGUAGAUGUGAGUGUACGUAUUGAUGUUUCUUGUGUGACUUUAAUUAUACAAGGAUGUUGGAUUCAUGGAGGGGUUUGUGUGUGGGCUUGGAGCAUCCAUACGCCAACAGUUCACUCCAGAGGCUAUCCUGUACCUGUCACUGUCUGUACUGUUUUUUUUUUUUUGAUGUUGAGUCCUGUUAUCAGGAUUAAAAAUGAAUUGAAUUUUCAAAUUCGUAGAUUUUG
Messenger RNA from Alosa alosa (allis shad), 2647 nucleotides. It is a transcript of the gene mapkapk3, whose product is annotated as MAPK activated protein kinase 3. Gene Ontology annotation, molecular function: calcium-dependent protein serine/threonine kinase activity; mitogen-activated protein kinase binding; ATP binding. Gene Ontology annotation, cellular component: nucleus; cytoplasm. The record is from RefSeq and is a predicted model, not a curated record. Gene Ontology annotation, biological process: intracellular signal transduction; toll-like receptor signaling pathway; response to cytokine. Bases 557 to 1765 code for a protein of 402 amino acids. The transcript has 10 exons. Lineage: Eukaryota; Metazoa; Chordata; Actinopteri; Clupeiformes; Clupeidae.